AUGGCACCUCCUGUCAUUUCACCUAGGACACGAAGACCAUCGCGUCCAUCAAUUAAUAAAAUUAGGAACGGUACCUUUAUCCUUCCAUCCACGGGAGAACGCCUACAGCAUCAGAUCACUCUUGUUGAAAACUCUAGUGUAGUUCCCAAGUCUUACGCCUGUUCUAUCACAUCAAAUGCAUCACGGCAACAACCACGCUUACGUCGCUCGCUUGCCGACAUUAUGCGCCACGAACUCCAGACCUUCUGGCAUUGGAUGAAGUCCCCGACCGGCAAAGGCAUCUUGAAGUGUUCACUAGGUUAUCUUCUGGGCAGCAUGGGGACAUUUCUACCACCGCUGACUAAUUUUCUCGGCCGUCAGGAUGGUAAGCAUAUUCUUGCUACUAUCACAGUCUAUUUUCACCCCGCUAGAUCAGCAGGAUCCAUGGUCGAGGCAGCCGUGUUGGGUCUCGCGGCCUUCCUAUACGCAACUUUUGUGGGUAUUUCGAGUAUGGCAGUCUCUGUGUUCUUCGAGACCCAGCUUGACUUAAUUGAAGUCGCCUAUGGGUUGAUUUUAAUAGUUUUCUGUGGUGGAGGGCUUGGCUUGGUGGGCUGGUUCAAGCAAGCCUACAAUUCUCCAUUGGUUAGUGUGGCUUGUAGCUUAACUUCACUGGCCAUUAUAUCCAUUGUCACCAAAGAGAAUGCUAUCCAGACUGGCGUCUUCUCAAAUGAUAAAAUUAUCCAGGUUAUGAAGAUGGUUUCCAUUGGUAUCGCUUCAACAGCGUGUAUUUGUUUUUUAAUAUGGCCAGUCUCAGCCCGCUUAGAGCUCCAGAAAACUAUGAUUAAAACUACUGAAUCCGUCGGGGAGAUGCUUUCUUUGAUCAGUCAGGGGUUUAUCAGUGGAUCUGACACAGGUAUUCGGUCUGGCUUGUUUACAAAUACUCAGAAAAAACAUAAGGUCCUUUUUACACAAUUAACCAAAUGUUUAAGGGAAGCAAGAUUCGAGCACUAUAUACUUGGAACAGAGAACCAAUACAAAAACAAAGCCAAGUUAGUAAACUGUUUAGAGAGGCUCGCAUUAUCUAUUGGUGGCCUAAAAAGUGCUGCCACUACUCAGUUAACCUUGUUGAAAGAAUCGUCAGGGAUCAGCAGCUCAACACCCACCAACAAUUCACGAUGUACUCCCGAAAGUUUCUUCGAUCUUCCGCUUGCGACCAACAAUGGUCGGGCUGAUAAAUUUGCUGUCUUGAAAUCUAUCGAAGAGGUUGUUGACGAACUUGGAUUUACAAGUUCAAAUCAAAAAGAUACCUUGCCGCAAGCAGACAACUAUCGAUCCCUAAGCGUAAUUAGUGCAGAAAGCUCGUAUUUACCUACCAUACGAACACCAUCCGAGAUAUUUUCGCGCUUUAUAAUGCUCCUUGGGCCAUCCAUUAAAUCACUUGCGUACACCCUAUCACAGAUCCUGCAGCAAAUGCCAUUUUGCGAGGACUCACUAGAAGCUAUAACAGUUAUUGAACAAUUUAAGAAAAGCCUUGGGGGUGCAAUGACUUUGUAUUCAAAUGCUCGCUCUGAAGCUUUAAAAGAGCUUUACAAGAGCAAGGAGCUAAACCGGGAGAGGCCUGCAAGUAUUGAAGCAGACUUCGAAGAGGUUGCUGCUAGCUGUGGUCAUUUCAGCUUUUCUUUGUUAACGUUCGCAAAAGAGAUGCAAAACCUAAUGGAUAUUCUCGAAGAGCUUAAAGAACAAACUGAAGAUACACAUCGUUCGUGGAAAUGGCUAAAAUUUUGGAGGAAACGGCAGAAUCCAUCCACACUAGAUCCUGAGGAGGAGCCACUUGUGGAACGUAUUCCUGACAAUGCGACUUCAAGGCGAUAUCCCGAUAUAAUACUCAAUAAACAAGCAUCAGAAGCACUACUCGCAUCACAGAGAUUCCCGGAUAUAUUGGGAAGUUUUGCGUAUCGUCUUAUAUCAUUUGCGAAAAUGUUAGAUCGGGAUGAUGUUCGUUUUGCCAUUAAAGUCGGCAUUGGUGCCUCGCUCUAUGCUUUGCUUGCGUUUAUUCCUGCGACAAGACCGAUUUAUCAGCUCUGGAGAGGUGAAUGGGGUCUUUUGUCUUACAUGCUUGUGUGUUCAAUGACUAUUGGUGCCUCAAAUACCACUGGCUACAGUAGAUUCAUUGGUACCUUUAUUGGAGCUGUGAUAGCGAAUAUUGUCUGGAUAAUAUGCCAAGGCAACCCCUUUGCAUUGGCAUUCUGUGGAUGGCUAAUUAGCCUGCCAUGUUUCUACCUCAUUGUUGCUAGGGGUAUGCCUGCUUUCGGAAGAUUCGUUAUGUUGACCUACAAUCUUUCUUGCUUGUACGCGUAUAGCAUGUCGAUUCAGGAAAGAGAAGAUGAUAAAGAUGAGGGUGGAAUAGCUCCUAUAAUCUCUACUAUCGCUUUGCAUAGGUUAGUGGCCGUUUUUGUAGGUGUUAUCUGGGGCCUUAUAGUUACGAGGAUCAUAUGGCCGAUAUCUGCCCGACAGAAGUUUCAACACGGUCUUUCUUUAUUAUGGUUAAGGAUGGGUCUAAUUUGGAAGCGGGAUCCACUUGCAACACUUCUGGACGGAGAAAGCACAGUUCCUUAUAUGGACAUACGAGAAGAGUUUGCUCUUCAUAGAUAUCUUUUGCGACUUGAGAACCUACGAAAUUCCGCCAAGAGUGAGUUUGAACUCAGAGGACCAUUUCCCGCCAAAGAGUUCGAAAAUAUCAUGGAUUCGACGAGUAAUAUUCUAGAUUCCUUACAUGCUAUGAAUGACAUUAUACAAUCGAAUAAAGCUGUUAGUGAAGGUGAAACCUUUCUACUUCAGUACACAUCCAACGAAAGAGCACAUCUCUGCUCAUUAAUUAGUCAUCUAUUCCAUGUCAUCGCAAGUUCACUUAAGAUAGAGUAUCCAAUGAGCGAUGCGCUUCCUAGUAUAUUACAGGUUCGCGACCGCCUUCUAAGCAAGAUUUUCAAGUACCGAAAAACUUCCGUGGAUGCUGAGCUCACAGGAGUACUCAUGCUCAAAGACGAGGAUUAUGAAUCAUUGUAUGCCUUCAUACUCGUAACGGGUCAGCUGGCUGAGGAUUUUAAUAAGGUGGAGAAGCAAAUCAUAAAUCUUUAUGGGGUCAUGAACGAAGACAUUUUGAGACUAACGUAA
Messenger RNA from Blumeria graminis f. sp. triticale, 3150 nucleotides. NCBI's taxonomy places the organism in Eukaryota, Fungi, Ascomycota, Leotiomycetes, Helotiales, Erysiphaceae. The record is from the annotation of a GenBank genome assembly.